AUGAGUUCUAGUGAAGAAAAUAUUGGUGAAUCAACAUCUAUUAUAACUAAAGAUAAAAAAAAAAGUGGUGGUCGUCCAAAAGGAAAUCUUGAUCAACAUGUUAGUAUAAUAGAAUUAGAUCAACAAAAAAUUAAAAGAGUUCAUCUUGCUUGGGCUAGAGCUUUUGCUAUUUGUGGAAUUCCUUGGCAUACUAUAGAAAAUCCUUUUUUUAUUGAAGCAUUAAAAGAAACAAAUUUAUCUUAUAAUCCACCAACACGUCAAUUUUUAUCAGGCCAUUUGUUAGAACAACAAUUAGCUUUAAUUAAUCAAAAAACUA
Messenger RNA from Racocetra fulgida, 316 nucleotides. NCBI's taxonomy places the organism in Eukaryota, Fungi, Glomeromycota, Glomeromycetes, Diversisporales, Gigasporaceae. The record is from the annotation of a GenBank genome assembly.